UAUAAAGAGGCCUUAGCUUCAAGCACAGGAUGCAUCACACACACAUCAAACUAUCUCGAGCUAGCUGAGUAGUAAGUCGUUGCCAUGGCCAAGAUGGUGUUGCUCCCCGUGCUCCUCUCCUUCCUCCUCCUGCCCUUCGCCUCCCUCGCUCUGACGCAGGACUUCUGCGUCGCCGACCUGUCCUGCAGCGACACGCCGGCGGGGUACCCGUGCAAGUCCAGCGUCAGCGCCAACGACUUCUACUACCACGGCCUGGCUAGCAAAGGCAAGAUCAACCCCCUCAUCAUGGCCGCCGUGACCCCGGCCUUCGUCGGCCAGUUCCCGGGCGUCAACGGGCUCGGCAUCUCCGCGGCCAGGCUCGACAUGGAGGUGGGCGGCGUCGUGCCGCUGCACACCCACCCGGCCGGCUCCGAGCUCCUCUUCGUCACCCAGGGCACCGUCGCCGCCGGCUUCAUCAGCUCCGGCUCAAACACCCCCUAUACCAAGACACUGUACGCCGGCGACAUCAUGGUGUUCCCCCAGGGCCUGCUCCACUACCAGUACAACGCCGGCACUGGCCCAGCAGUGGCGCUUGUUGCAUUCAGCAGCCCUAACCCCGGCCUGCAGAUCACUGACUUCGCGCUCUUCGCCAACAACCUCCCGUCGGCCGUCGUGGAGAAGGUCACCUUCUUGGACGACGCGACGGUGAAGAAGCUCAAGAGUGUGCUCGGCGGCAGCGGCUAAGUUGUUCUCGGCAAGCUCGUCAAUUGGUCGAUCGUGGUCUUAGUCGUCGUUUCUGCGUAUGCAUGAUUGAACAUGUCGUUAUUUCAUCAGAGUCAUGUGGUCUUUUCAAGUUAUCCUUUGUUCAUGUUGUUUUCAUUCAAGGUUGUCUUCAACAUAGUUGCAAUUUGUUGCAAGGAUGAACACGACCGAUUUGUGGUGAAUAGGACAAUGUUCAGAUUUCAACCAAAAAUUGGCAAGAAUCAGAAUGGGUCCUAUCGGUCACCCCCAUAAA
This is a messenger RNA of Panicum hallii, 994 nucleotides long. RefSeq names its product germin-like protein 8-14. NCBI's taxonomy places the organism in Eukaryota, Viridiplantae, Streptophyta, Magnoliopsida, Poales, Poaceae. Gene Ontology annotation, molecular function: manganese ion binding. The transcript has a single exon. The record is from RefSeq and is a predicted model, not a curated record. Bases 85 to 723 code for a protein of 212 amino acids. Gene Ontology annotation, cellular component: cell wall.